GUUUGGACUUAGCUUGAGUUGGAUCAUAUUGGAGAGCGUUUGAGGUACAGACGCACAGCCUGGUGAUCCACCUGUUUAGGACACCCUUUCUGCUAUUCGGAGUGCUCCUCUCUUUCCGGAGCUUAUACUUUUGUGAUGCCUCCGAAAAAGGCGACGGCCGCCCAGAAGAAAAAGGGCGUAGUAGGAGAGACCAGCCGGGCUCAGAAGGGUACUCGGACCCUUGCUCAGAUGAUGCGUGAUAUUACGUCCCGGCCAGCCGACUCUGCUACGUCUUCAUCGUCAGAGGAGUCUGGAGCAGCUUCACCAUUAGCUCCAGGGGCUUCAGCUCCCGCGCCUCCAGCUCCUCAGCCAGGGGCGGAGGACAGGACACUGAGAGAGGCUGUGCAGUUAUUGACCACUCUGGUAGCGGGACAGGCUCGCUGACGCGGGCGGAGAGAUGAUGAUGAUGACGAUAGGCGUGACAGCCUGAGGGUUCGAGAGUUUCUAUUAUGUGGCCCUCUAGAGUUUUACGGGUCUAAGCCCGACGAGGACCCCCAUGACUUUAUUCGGGGGAUGCGGCGCUUAUUAGAUUUGGUCAGGGCUUCAGAGACUGAGUCUGUUGAGUUGGCUUCGCAUAGACUACGGGAUGUUGUUGCUCACUGGUAUGAGUCCUGGGAGCUAUCCAGGGGUGAGGGUGCUACCCCAGCUACGUGGGACGACUUCGUGACUGCUUUCACUCACCACUUUUUGCCCCCAGAGUUACGGCGGGCGCGGGUUGACCGAUUUUUGCAUCUGCAGCAGAGGGGUCGGAGCGUCCGUGAGUAUAAUAUGGAGUUUGAUUCUUUGGCCCGGUAUGCACCUGCCAUAGUAGCAGAUAUGGCCGAUCGGAUGCACAGAUACGUGAUGGGGUUAGACCGCUAUUUGAUUGAUGGAUGUAUGGCGGUGGCAUUGCAGGCAGACACGGAUAUUGCCCGACUACAGGCUUAUGCCCUGGGUAUGGAGGACCGACAUAGAGCUGAUUAUUCUAGCAGAGAUCGGGACAGGAGGCCGCCCAAGAGGGCCAGAUUCGCAGGUUAUUCUGGAGAUUCUCGAGGCGGACAGCCUCAGCAGCAGCAGUCAGGCAGACAUCCUCCUCCGUCAGGCCGGGGUACACCCCCACAGUUUACCGGCAGGAGAUCUGAGGGUGCCGGAUAUUCAGGGGCAGGCCCGAGCUCUAGGGCUUCAGGUUCACAGUUGGACAGAGGUUCCAGCAGUCAGAUGAGGCCACCCAGACCUUUGUGUUCCUAUUGUGGGAGACAGCACCCGGGAGAGUGUUUCCGAGCUACGGGUGCAUGCUUUGUGUGCGGCCGUCAGGGCCAUCAUAUGAGAGACUGUCCGGCUAGAGGUGGUACAGGCAGUUCAGCUCAGUCUACCGGGUCAGCCGGUGGUUCAUCUUCAGCCUCGGUGGCGAUGCGCCCUGCGGGGCGAGGUACUCCAGCACCAGCAGGCCGCGGCAGGGGUCGUGGCGGAGCUUCGGGUUCUAGCGGUCCUUCGAACCGCAUUUAUGCCUUAGCCAGCAGACAGGACCAGGAGGCUUCGCCUAAUGUCGUCACAGGUAUAUUACUGGUUUUCUCUCGUGAUGUGUAUGCAUUGAUUGAUCCUGGUUCUACAUUAUCAUUUAUAUCUCCACUCGUUGCUGAUAAAAUUGGGAUAGAAUCCGAACCGAUAGAGCCUUUUGAGGUAGCUACACCAGUAGGGGAUUCUGUUAUAGCCAGUCAGAUUUAUAGAGAUUGUUCCGUGAUUAUCUGUGGCCGCUGCACUAAGGCGGAUUUGGUAGAGUUAGAUAUGAUCGAGUUUGACGUGAUUAUGGGUAUGGAUUGGCUAGCUUCUUGCUAUGCUAAUGUUGAUUGUCAAAAGAAGAUAGUCCAAUUCCAAUUCCCAGGGGAGCCAGUUAUAGAGUGGGCAGGUAAUACAGUAUCGCCAAGGGGUAAGUUUAUUUCAUACCUCAAGGCUGAGAAAAUGAUCAGAAAGGGGUAUAUUUAUCAUCUGGUCCGUGUUCAUGAUUUAGAGGCAGAGGCACCGACUCUUCAGUCAGUCCCAGUGGUUAAUGAAUUUGUAGAUGUAUUCCCAGAUGAGCUUCCGGGUCUUCCUCCCGAACGGGAGAUAGAGUUUGCUAUUGAUCUGUUGCCAGACACUCAGCCUAUCUCUAUUCCUCCGUACAGAAUGGCACCUGCAGAAUUGAAAGAAUUGAAAGAGCAGCUGAGAGAUUUAUUGGAGAAGGGUUUCAUUCGGCCUAGUGCGUCACCCUGGGGAGCUCCGGUAUUAUUUGUGAGGAAGAAAGACGGCUCGCUGCGGAUGUGCAUUGAUUAUCGGCAAUUGAAUAAGGUAACCAUCAAGAAUAAAUAUCCCCUCCCCAGGAUUGAUGAUUUGUUUGAUCAGCUGCAGGGUGCCAGGUACUUCUCGAAGAUAGACCUGCGAUCGGGUUACCAUCAGGUACGGGUACGAGAGGCUGAUAUUCCCAAGACAGCAUUCAGGACCCGAUAUGGGCACUAUGAGUUCAGAGUUAUGUCUUUUGGGCUGACAAAUGCCCCAGCAGUAUUUAUGGACCUGAUGAAUCGGGUAUUCAGACCGUUCUUGCAUAUGUUUGUGAUCAUAUUUAUCGAUGAUAUUCUGGUUUAUUCUCGGUCAGAGACAGAGCAUGCGGACCAUUUGAGGACGGUACUUGGCACACUUCGGCACCAGGAAUUAUAUGCUAAAUUUUCUAAGUGUGAAUUCUGGUUAUCUUCAGUGGCAUUUCUGGGACAUAUUAUUGGGGCUGAUGGCGUCCGGGUGGAUACCCAGAAGAUCGAGGCCGUAAAGAAUUGGCCUAGACCUACGACGCCGACAGAGGUGCGUAGCUUUCUGGGAUUGGCUGGUUAUUAUCGGAGAUUCGUGGAGAAGUUUGCUUCCAUUUCAGCGCCUUUGACAAGGCUGACUCAGAAGGGAGCUAAGUUUCAGUGGUCAGAUGCUUGCGAGCGUAGCUUCCAGUUGCUGAAAGAGAAGUUAACUACGGCUCCAGUCCUGACUGUUCCGGAGGGUCCAGAUGGGUAUGUGAUUUAUUGUGAUGCCUCUGGUAUUGGUUUGGGAUGUGUGUUGAUGCAGCACGGCAGGGUGAUAGCUUAUGCUUCCCGGCAGCUCAGAAAACAUGAAAAGAAUUAUCCUACUCACGAUUUGGAGCUGGCCGCGGUCAUUCAUGCUUUGAAGAUGUGGAGACAUUAUUUAUAUGGGGUUCACGUUGACAUUUAUACAGAUCAUAAGAGCCUUCAGUACAUCUUUAGGCAAAAGGAGCUGAACUUGCGGCAGCGGAGGUGGUUAGAGUUGCUGAAAGAUUAUGAUGUUGACAUUCUCUACCAUCCUGGGAAAGCUAAUGUUGUGGCGGAUGCACUCAGCCGCAAGUCUAUGGGCAGCCUAGCAGACGUGCCAUCAGAGAGUAAAGAAAUGGUUCGCGAUAUUCAUCAGUUGGCUAGUCUUGGAGUUCGCUUGGCUGAUUCUGGAGAUGUUGGGGUUUCUGUUCGAGGUAUUGCUGAGUCCUCUAUUACAGAAGAUAUUAAGCGGCAUCAGUAUGAGGAUCCUAUUCUGGCACAGUACAGAGACGCAGCGCUGGCACAGGAGAAGACUCCGUUUGAGAUGUCACCUAAUGGAGUGUUAUUUCACAGAGGCAGAUUGUGUGUACCUGACGUUGCAGGGUUGCGGUGACAGGUUAUGGGCGAGGCACAUUACGCCCGAUAUUCUGUUCACCCAGGGUCGACGAAGAUGUACCAUGAUAUCAGAUGCCUAUAUUGGUGGGACGGUAUGAAAAGAGAUAUAGCAGAGUUCGUUGCUCAGUGUCCAAAUUGCCAGCAGGUUAAGAUUGAGCACCAGAAGCCCGGUGGGCUAUUGCAGGAGAUGGAGAUACCGACGUGGAAGUGGGAGAUCAUUAAUAUGGACUUUAUUACAGGUCUACCUCGCACUCCACGGAGGUAUGAUUCUAUUUGGGUUAUUGUUGAUCGGCUGACGAAAUCAGCCCAUUUUCUUCCGGUUCGGACCACCUAUUCAGCUGAGGAUUAUGUCAGGCUUUAUGUCAGGGAGAUUGUACGACUUCAUGGAGUUCCUGUGUCUGUUAUUUCAGAUAGAGGUGCCCAGUUUACAGCUAAGUUCUGGAGAUCGUUUCAGGAGGGAUUGGGGACCCAGGUGAGCCUGAGUACAGCCUUCCAUCCCCAGUCCGACGGACAGGCCGAGCGCACUAUUCAGACAUUGGAAGAUAUGUUGCGUGCCUGUGUUAUUGAUUUCAGGGGUAGCUGGGACGACCAUUUACCGCUUGUUGAGUUUGCGUAUAAUAACAGCUACCACUCCAGUAUUCAGAUGGCACCAUAUGAGGCUUUGUAUGGCAGGAAGUGUAAAUCACCGAUCGGUUGGUUUGAUGUUGGGGAGACUGAGUUGAUUGGCCCAGAUGUGGUCCAGCAGGCCGUGGAUAAGGUGAAACUUAUUCGAGAAAGAUUGUUGGCAGCCCAGAGCCGACAGAAAUCUUAUGCCAAUAAGCGACGUCGACCGUUAGAGUUUCAGAUUGGCAAUUGGGUGUUCCUGAAAGUGUCACCGAUGAAAGGUGUUAUGCGAUUUGGCAAGAAAGGAAAGCUCAGUCCGAGAUAUAUUGGGCCCUAUCUGAUUAUUCGCAAAAUAGGCAAGGUGGCCUACGAAUUGGAUUUGCCAGCUGACUUGGGAGCGGUACACCCGGUAUUUCAUGUUCCUAUGCUUCGUAAGUGUAUUGGUGACCCUUCCAGAGUCUUUCCUGUAGAUGACAUUCAGGUCACAGAGGAGAUAUCUUAUGAGGAGCAGCCUAUAGCCAUAUUGGAUCGCCAGGUAAAAAGGUUGCGGAACAAAGAUAUGGCUUCUGUUAAAGUGCUGUGGCGGAACAAUAACCGAGAGGAAAUGACCUGGGAAGCUGAGGAGCAUAUGAAGAAGAAGUAUCCUCAUUUAUUUUCAGAGCCUACAGAUCGUGGGCAGCCCGAAUCAUAGUUUGGACUUAGCUUGAGUUGGAUCAUAUUGGAGAGCGUUUGAGGUACAGACGCACAGCCUGGUGAUCCACCUGUUUAGGACACCCUUUCUGCUUUUCGGAGUGCUCCUCUCUUUCCGGAGCUUAUACUUUUGGUAUAUAUAUUUAUUAGUGCAUUUGCAUAUAUUCGUUCAUGGGUACGGCGGGGCCCUGUCCCGUCAUAUGAUUAUGUCGGUCUGUUAGAGGUCUGUGGACAUGUUUGUGGGUUAGGGUCUUUCUGUAUGGAUGUAUGUACAUGUCGUUUGGGCGAUCCCAUACGCCGAGGCGGCCGGUCCGCAUAUGUUGUUUGGGCGAUCCUAUACGCCGAGGCGGCCGGUCCGCAUAUGUUUAUAUAUUGCUUGGUUAGCCCUGUGUGGCUUUUGUUGGUAU
Molecule: messenger RNA, 5395 nt
Organism: Lycium barbarum (goji berry)
Lineage: Eukaryota; Viridiplantae; Streptophyta; Magnoliopsida; Solanales; Solanaceae
Exons: 5
Coding region: 553-3693 (1046 amino acids)
Molecular function (GO): nucleic acid binding; zinc ion binding
Source: RefSeq, a predicted model, not a curated record